AUGGGCGGAAUAAGGCAGAAGUUCAACGGAAGGAUGGCCUGUUCUCCCGUCUUCUUCCUCUCUCCUCCCCUCAUCUCUCUGCGCACCAUAGCCUUCUCCCGUCUAGCCCACUCCGCCGUCCCCGCCUCGCAAACACACCGACUACGAACUCCGUCACCUUCGUCGUACACGAUCCUGCAGGACUGCCGUCAACCACUUGCCCAGGCCCCCAUCGUGAACUUGAACCUGAACGGCACGUUCGAAUCUGUCUGCACCUCUCUCCAAUACCUUUCUUGGAAGAUGGAAGACGACCCCCCGACUCGCUCGAUGGUUAAGGACUUGAGGACCAGAGUUUCUAUCAACUUAUUAGCUGCGGAGCAUGGGGAUGCCUUAAGCUUGGAGGGGAUGAACGGUUUCGCCCGCCCGGGGUUUGGGAUGCAGAAAACGCUGUGCGAGUACGACAAGCAUCCCGACCGUACCAACUCCCAAUUGCAAUCCCCUUGGUCUCCUCAGACUCCAUACGCCUCCCUGACCGUCCUCGAGGCUCGCCUUCCGUCCCCGUUUCCCGUUCCGCCCCAACUUCCCGCUUCACCCUACCCCGAAUGA
This is a messenger RNA of Cyclocybe aegerita, 585 nucleotides long. NCBI's taxonomy places the organism in Eukaryota, Fungi, Basidiomycota, Agaricomycetes, Agaricales, Hemipholiotaceae. The record is from the annotation of a GenBank genome assembly.